This is a messenger RNA of Thunnus maccoyii (southern bluefin tuna), 2277 nucleotides long. Its product is annotated as tubby protein. Gene Ontology annotation, cellular component: cilium. The transcript is spliced from 13 exons. Gene Ontology annotation, biological process: protein localization to cilium. The record is from RefSeq and is a predicted model, not a curated record. NCBI's taxonomy places the organism in Eukaryota, Metazoa, Chordata, Actinopteri, Scombriformes, Scombridae. Bases 151 to 1887 code for a protein of 578 amino acids.
AUUUUCUCGGCUCUCUCCCCGCCGCUGUGGCAGCUGUAUCCAUGGCAACGAGAUAAACCAGAGUGUCCAGUUAAUCUGUUGUUGUGUUUGUUUAUGUUUCUAGGAUGUUUUUCUUAGAGAUUUUACUGGCUCCUCAGGAGAUGUGUUGUAAUGCCGCGACGUUCAGUGAUGCACCUUGGCAGUGAGUCUUUGCUCUUCACUCAAAACAUGGAGGAACCAGAUAUACGACAACAGAAGCUGGACAAUCAGAGAACCCUGUUGAUGAAGAAGCAGCAAAAGAAACGGGCUGAUUCUCAAAUGGUGGUAGCCAAUCGGGAUCCUCGCCAAAAGAACCGAAAACACAAAGCUGUCAAAUCAGAUGAGACACCUCUCUUGAUCUGCCAAUCCCUGAGCAACACCUCCCUCAGUGAUCAAGUUGAAUACGCCCAUGAUAACCCGCUGGAUGAGAUCACACUGGGCGAAUGUGACCUGACAGCAACCUUGACGCUAGAUGAGAUGCCCUCAGAGAAGCCUGUUAUUCCAAAGAAAAUGAACAUAGAGAUCGACAAAGAGCCUGAGGUGAAAUGUGAAGUGGAGAAUGAUCCCCAGGUGGAGGGGAAAAAGACAAAGAAGAAAGAGAAAAAAGAACAAGCCAAACAAGUGGAGCAGAAUGACGAAAAGGAGAAAGAGAAGGACAAAGACAAGGAGAAGAAAGAGAAAAAAACUAAAAAGAAGGACAAGACGAAGGAAUCUGAAGAUACACAGAAGACAAACAAGACGACAAAACAAGAGCGUAAAAAGAAACACUUACAGGAAGAUUCAACCCUUGACAUAAACUCAGGGGUGGAGGCGGCAAAGAAGAAUAAACACGAUGAAAGUGAAGAUGAAGAGGAAGACAGCUCCCAGAGGCUUGUCGCUCAAUCAACUAAGAGGAAAAAACAACUCGACACGUCCAGGUGCCAAAUAAGCGAUGAGCACAAAGAUGAGGAAAUUCAGGAGAAGGAGAAAAAAGAAAGAAAGACAACCAAAGGAGAGAAAACUACGCCGAGUCUAGCUUCCCUUAACUCGAACUACAGGGAGACUUCAUCUUCAAGCAGUGACUCUAAUGACAGACCAACGUCUCCAAUAUCAGUGGAGGAUCUUGAGAAGUUUGCCUUGCGUCCUGCCCCCAAAAACACAACGAUCCAGUGUAGGGUCACCAGGGACAGGAGCGGUGUGGAGAAGGGCAUUUACCCGACUUAUUACCUCCACAUGGAGAAGGAGGACGGCAAGAGGGUGUUUCUAAUGGCAGGCAGGAAAAGGAAGAAGUGCAAAACAUCCAACUAUCUCAUCUCCACUGACCUGACAAAUCUGUCCAGAGACACCAACUGCUACAUAGGAAAACUAAGGUCCAAUGUCCUGGGUACAAAAUUCACAGUUUAUGAUGGUGGAGAAAACCCUGAGAAGAAGCCUUUCAUCAAAGAAUGUGAAUCAGUGAGGCAAGAGCUGGCAGCAAUUUGCUAUGAGACGAAUGUUCUGGGAUUUAAGGGUCCUAGGAAAAUGACGGUGAUCAUCCCUGGCAUGCUGGAUAACGGUGAAAGAGUGUCCAUUCGUCCAAAAAAUGAUCUUGAGACCCUACUGGUCUGCCACGCCAACGGUACCACUGACAAACUGAUCACCCUGGUGAACAAAUCCCCAAGCUGGAACGAACAGACUCAGUCCUACGUGCUUAACUUCCACGGGCGUGUCACCCAGGCCUCUGUCAAAAACUUCCAGAUCAUCCACCCAGACAACGAUGAAUACAUAGUGAUGCAGUUUGGACGUGUUGCGGAGAACGUCUUCUCCAUGGAUUACAGUUUCCCCAUGUGUGCUCUUCAAGCCUUUGCCAUCACCUUGUCUUCCUUUGAUGGCAAACUGGCCUGUGAGUGACCCAUGCUGGUAUGCCUCAAGUGCUUAACUAGAUCCCUGAUCUAGAUAGAAUAAUAAAAAAAAUGUACAUGUUACUAUACCCAUAAUUUUCAACAGGGACAUUUUGAAUGUUUUGUAUCCUGGUGCAUCAUAAUACUUUGUAUAUACUCAAUAAGGACAAAAAAUGUGUGUACAGACUUAGACUUCAGAGGAGACUUGUUUUAUAGGUACAGUAUUAUUUUACCACUGAUUUUAUAUUCAAGUGGAAGCAAAGUAAUGUAAGUUAGUAAAAGUUAAUCUAAUUAUCUUUCUUUUUUACAUUUGCCAGAUGUGUAAAGGAUUCGUGCAAUUAAAAUAUUGAGGACAACUGUGUAAACACUACCAGUGAAAUAUUAAAUGAAAAUAAAACAA